This is a messenger RNA of Chara braunii, 1155 nucleotides long. Lineage: Eukaryota; Viridiplantae; Streptophyta; Charophyceae; Charales; Characeae. The record is from the annotation of a GenBank genome assembly.
CCGGAUCAGCUCAUCCGCCAUGAGAUCAUCGUCGAGGCCGGGGUCGUACCUCCGCGUGGUUGAAUCUACCGCAUGAGCGAGGAAGAGUUGAGUGUGCUACGAGCACAACUCGGCGACCUUCUUGAGAAAGGCUGGAUUCGGCCUAGCUCUUCGCCAUAUGGCGCUCCCGUUCUUUUCGUCCGAAAGAAGAACAAGGACUUGCGGUUGUGCUUCAAUUAUCUCAAACUCAGCGAGCAAACCGUCAAGAACGUCAGCCCUCUUCCACACAUCGACGACCUUCUCGAACGGCUUGGCGGCUGUAAAGUUUUCUCCAAGCUUAACCUCAAAUUGGGAUAUCACCAACAUGAGAUCCGGCAGGAGGACCACUACGAGAUCGCGUUCAAUACACGAUAUGGGCAUUUCAAAUGGUUGGUUCUACCUUUUGGCCUUACGAAUGCCCCAACCACGUUCCCAGCGACUAUGACAAUGGAGUUCCGACACACACUGGAGAGAUUCGUACUCAUCUACCUCGACGAUAUCUUGGUGUACAGCCGUAGUUUGGACGACGAUGUGGAGCACCUGCGCAUUGUUUUGGAACAGCUACGACAAGCCAAGUACAAAGCCAACCAUGACAAAUGCGAAUUCGCUCGGCAAGAACUCGAGUACUUGCGCCAUUUUGUGACGUCACAAAGCAUCCGUCUGCUCGUGAACAAGAUCGAGACCAUCCGAGUACGGCCCGAGCCCACCAACACCACGGAAGUUCGCUCAUUCAUGAAGUUGGCAAGCUACUACCAACGUUUCAUCACCGGGUACUCAAGGAUUGCCGCACCAUUGGCGAGACUGCAAUCGUCAAAGGUGUCAUUCGUAUUCAGCGACGAAGCGUGGCAGUCAUUCCAAGCACUCAAGACGACCAUACUCAUGGCGUCCGUCCUUAGCAUGUACGACCCCACUUUGCCAACGAGAGUGACGAUUGACGCUUUGGGCUAUGGCAUUGGGGCAGUCUUGGAACAACACGACGGUGACGACUGGCACCCCGUGGAGUAUUUCAGCCACACGGUGUCUUCGAGCAAUUCACUUGACGAUGCAAGGAAGGAGUUGCUCGCAUUCGUGAUGGCUCUCAAGCGAUGACGACACUUCCUCCUUGGGCGUCAUAGGUUCACAUGGUUCACGAAUAAC